UUGUAUUUUUAACCCCUUUAGGAGGUAAGUUCAUCACUAAAAUUUCUAUAUAAUAUGUAAGGGAAACAGGAUGCUAUAAUACAAAACGCGUUUCUGCGAUCGGCGAUUAUGUACAAAAUUUAUGGCCGUGAAUGUUGUUUUUACAAAUGAGCUUACAACUACACAUGCUUUGAUCAAGCGUUCUAUUUCAAACCAAAACAACUGUAAACCUUUGGCGGGAAAAUAUCCUAAAAUUGUCUCAGACUGUUAAAGUAAAAGUAUUUUCAGAAGUUUAAAAGCAUAUUUUGAUAUUUAUUCACUGGGUAUAUCUAUUGGUUUACUCCUUUGGAAAAAACGCAAACUCGUGCGUUGUUAUUGUUUACAUAUUCGUCGCGGUUUCAUUUAAAUUUGGCGAAUUUCCGGCCGAAAAAAUGGAGCAAAAAGCGGAGAAACUUUGUUCAAAAUUACCUGGAGGGACUACCUGUUGUGUGCCUAAAUGCUCAAGUAAUAGUGUGAGAACACCUGGUGUUUCAUUUCACAAGUUUCCAAAGGAGCCGAGUUCGAAAGAAGCGUGGUUAAAUCUAUUGGGAAUUUCAAAACAACCGUUAAAAAGCCACAAAGUUUGCUCCUUACACUUUCCUGGUGGUAAAAAAGUAUUGGGGGCUCUGCCCAGGUCUAGUUCAUUUUCAAAUAGACAAACGUCCAAUAGUAAAUGUGGAAGAAUUGUAACUGAAAAUAUGAAGCGAAUAAGCACUACACAGCACGCAGGGAAACAUGACAUGCAACAAACAAAUGAAAAUAGUGAACUUUUUGCACUAAAAUCCGAACUUGAACAGCUAAAAAAAGAAAAUGCAUCUUUGAAAACUAAACAUGAUGAGCUAUCUACCAAAUACAAGUUAUGUGCACUACGUUUAGAACAUGUAAUAGCUAGUGAUGCGAACUUCAAAUUCUACACCAGUUUUCCCAACUAUACAACUUUCAAAGCCUUUUUCAACUAUUUGCAACCAGCUUGUAAUCUUUUGAUGUAUGCGGGAACAAAAAAUUCACAACAUGCAUCAGAGACACAAGCAAAACGUGGUACACAAAGGAGCUUAACACCUGAACAAGAGUUAUUCAUGGUUUUGGUUAGAUUGCGCUGUGGUUUAUUGGGUCUUGAUGUUGCUAAUCGCUUUGGCAUUUCACCAGCCCAGUAUUCUCGAAUUGAAACAACUUGGCUAGCUUUCCUUUAUCACAGGCUAAGAGCUCUACCUAUUUGGCCUUCACGUCAAUAUAUUCAAAACACUAUGCCAAAAGCUUUUAAAGAUUCCUACCCAAAUACACGUGUUAUCAUAGACUGCACUGAACUUUUUAUCGAAAGACCCACAUCAUUUCGUAGUCAAUCCGCAACCUAUUCCUCAUAUAAAAACCACAACACAGCAAAGGGGCUAAUUGGCAUUUCACCUGCUGGAUACCCUACAUUUAUUUCAGAGCUUUACACUGGUCGCUCUAGUGACAAACAAGUCACCAGAGACUGUGGUAUUUUAAACUUGUUAGAGGCAGGUGAUGAUUUGAUGGCAGAUAAGGGCUUUGAUAUAGAGGAUGAAAUGCCUGAAGGGGUAAAACUGAACAUACCCCCUUUCCUAAAUAAUCAGCAGCUCUCUAUUCAGGCAGAAAAUGAGACAAGAAAAAUAGCCGCAGUUAGAGUUCAUGUGGAACGUGCCAUUCAACGAAUUAAAUGUUUUCGGAUUUUAAAGAAUGUGUUUCCUUUGAGUAUGGCAUCAGAGUUAAAUAAAGUAUGGGUCAUCUGUUCCUACUUGACACUAUUUCAGCCACCUCUAAUCAAUUCUAAUUCUGAACAGGAGUAAAUGAACAAACAAUAAC
Messenger RNA from Dendronephthya gigantea, 1839 nucleotides. RefSeq lists its product as uncharacterized. Lineage: Eukaryota; Metazoa; Cnidaria; Anthozoa; Malacalcyonacea; Nephtheidae. The record is from RefSeq and is a predicted model, not a curated record. The transcript has a single exon. Bases 411 to 1823 code for a protein of 470 amino acids.